Molecule: messenger RNA, 919 nt
Organism: Antechinus flavipes (yellow-footed antechinus)
Lineage: Eukaryota; Metazoa; Chordata; Mammalia; Dasyuromorphia; Dasyuridae
Gene: ZNF22
Product: zinc finger protein 22
Exons: 2
Coding region: 186-863 (225 amino acids)
Source: RefSeq, a predicted model, not a curated record
UUGUAUUGUUUCAACUCACCCAGGAGAGUUCCCAGUUCCUAUAUAUAGGGUAUAUAUGAACAGGGAGAAGACCAAUAAUUUUAUUCCACAUAAAAAAAUUAUGCUACAAAGAAAGUGAAACACCAUUGGAUCAAAGAGGAAAACAAUAGAAAGUAGUCAGCAGGACUAUUUUUAAAAUCUCCAGGAUGCAGUUAGGAAGAGCCAAAGGAAAUGUUUCCCGAAGCACAAGCCAAGGAAAAACCUUUGAGAAUCAAUGUAAGACAGCACGGCAGCGGAAGAGAUGGGGAAUGACUUCCCGAUUUGACACAGGUUUCAGUAGAUUUAGAAACAGCCUAGAGGAGAAACCCUAUAAAUGUACUCAAUGUGAGAAAAGUUUCAGUCAAAGUUCAACUCUUUUUCAGCACUUAAAAAUUCACACUGGAGAAAAAUCCCAUAAAUGUGCUGAUUGUGGAAAAAGCUUCUUUCAGAGCUCAAAUCUCAUUCAGCACCGACGUGUCCAUACUGGAGAAAAACCCUAUAAAUGUACUGAGUGUGGGGAAGGAUUUAAACAGAGCUCAAAUCUCAUUCAGCAUCAGAGAAUUCACACUGGAGAAAAGCCCUAUCAGUGUGAUGAAUGUGGCAGAUGUUUCAGUCAGAGUUCCCAUCUUAUCCAGCAUCAGAGAACCCACACAGGAGAGAAACCCUAUCAGUGUAUUGAAUGUGGCAGGUGCUUUAGCCAGAGCUCUCACCUUAGUCAACAUAUGAAACUGCACAGAGAAGAGAGACCUCAAAAAAUCCGUGGCAAAAAUCCUAGGGCAAAAACUAGUUUAGUAUCAGGUUGGAGAAUUCAUACAGGAAGGAAAUCAGUAUCUUUGCUGUGCUAAAUAAAACAGAUACACCAUUUAGGCCUGCUUUAAUAAAAAUGAAAAAAAAAAAAAAA